Molecule: messenger RNA, 1807 nt
Organism: Pseudogymnoascus verrucosus
Lineage: Eukaryota; Fungi; Ascomycota; Leotiomycetes; Thelebolales; Thelebolaceae
Exons: 1
Coding region: 113-1654 (513 amino acids)
Cellular component (GO): mitochondrion
Source: RefSeq, a predicted model, not a curated record
CAAAUUCAUCAGCCCAGACACGGCCACUCGAAUUCUUGAAGUACAGCUCGGACGCUGAUGAAUUAACGCCGUAUCCUUGAGCAGUAUUCUACCUGCUAGGCCGACCAAAACCAUGGCCUCCAACAUAUCCUCCCAAGGCGCAAGGGCUAUUCAUUCAGCGGCGACUUCAAUGCCAUUCCUAUACCAGACCAGGACGCUGUGCAGCAGCAGGAAGCCAAUGCGACAACCGGCACUGAGACUCAUACUUUCUCGUCCAAGUCGAUCCCAGUUAUUCCAUAGCUCCGGUAGCUCUUGUAUGAGGGUCAGCAGGACCCUUUGGAGUGACAAAGAGGACCCUGACGCCGCCACCCCUUCGAGUACCGAGACUCCUAUAUCACAAGACAGACCGUUGAUUAGGAGAUACAUUGUAGACCGCAAGUCCAACAAAGUCGAGGAGGAGGAGGAGGAUGUUCCAUGGGACUCACCAUCUUUUGGCCGACGAACAGAUCAAGUAACAACCGAUGCAGUGUCUGAGGCCGAUGAUAUCCAAUUCGACAUGGCCCAGUCCUACGACCCAUUUGCAGAAGAAGAAGAUAUGUUCUCGGAAUACGAGGGCGAACCCGACUUCACUAUCCCAUCGGCCAGGAAGCCGGGAGAGUCUACGAUAACACUAGAAGAACGGGACACCUUCCAGCGCAUCUUUUCCGAUAUCUACGCUCGUUCGCAGAGCACCAGACCUCAGGAACAAUCGCUGGUCGACCUAUCUGAGGUCAACAAGGAGAACGCAAGAGAGAAACUCCACUCAAUCAUGGAAGAGGCUGUGCGCCUUCCACAAAACACCCUCUUCACAAGCCAACCCCGCGAGAAAAACCUCGAUACAUUGAAACAGUACCCCAUAGCCCUCCGAGCCGUUGCCGCACGAGCGCUUGGCCUGGAAGGAAAACCUUCUCGAACGAACCAACCCCCGCAAGAAAAACCGAUUGACAAAUACAAAGAGUUCAGACAACAGGAGCAAGAAAGAGUGGAAGCCGCAAUGCGCGCUGCACCAACAGAUAUAGCUCUUUGGGCAGUCAUGGAGAAGGAAGUCUUCAGUCUCAUCCCACGUCUCGGACUCGAGGAAAGAAAGGCCCCAGUUCCACCACCUCUUAAGAAGAAGGGUCGCAAAUCUUCCAAGAAGGCGGUAGAGAUGACGGCAGAGGAACCUACGGGAGUGACGCCAGCGCCCGAGCCUCUGGAUAUAAACCUCUAUUUCCCGCUGUACGCCUCAUACCUCCUCUACGGACUACGUCUCCUCCACCACUCAUUCGCAAAACAUUCGCCUCUAGCAUGUAACGUGCUACCCCGAAUCAAAUCUCUAGGUCUCGUGUCCCACGUUCUCGGUGGAACGACGGCAUUAUACAAUGAGCUUCUGCGGAUCUACUGGUUCCAGUACGACGAUUUCAGCGGUGUCAUUAAACUGCUCGAAGAGAUGGAGGAAUCGGGAUUAGAGCUUGAUGAGGAGACAUUGGAUGUCGUCACUGAUAUCCAGCAGAUGCAGGCUAGGUAUUUGUUUUCAAGGGAGCAGAAGGCGCAGAGGACGCCGAUUCAUUUGUUGUGGACGAUGAAUGAGUUUGCGCCUGGGAGGUUCAGGUCGUGGCAGACGAGGAUUAGGGAUACGCUUGACAGAGAGGAAUAGAUGUCUGGUCAUUUUAAUUGCUGCGGUAGCAAUGAUGCCUAGUUGGGCCUUGUAAGAACAUAUAAUUGUAACAUACUGUAACACCAUCUGUAGAGACUUUAGGAUACCCUAUAUAAUUGAUAGCACUGUCUACACGGAAGUCAUAACGAAGAC